This is a messenger RNA of Siniperca chuatsi (mandarin fish), 7350 nucleotides long. RefSeq names its product pogo transposable element derived with ZNF domain b (gene pogzb). The coding region runs from base 144 to 5849 and encodes 1901 amino acids. The record is from RefSeq and is a predicted model, not a curated record. Lineage: Eukaryota; Metazoa; Chordata; Actinopteri; Centrarchiformes; Sinipercidae. The transcript has 19 exons.
AUCCGCGGCUCUGAUACCGACAGCAGGAGGAAGACCCGCCCCCCGCCUGUCCGCCUCCGGUCGAACCGAAGCGCGCCCGGAGAAGAACCGUGCGACCCUGUCCGUGCUUUGCUGUCCCGCUCCGCAGCUCCAGCAGCAGCAACAUGGAUACAGAGCUGUUUAUGGAGUGUGAGGAGGAGGAGCUGGAGCCAUGGCAACAGGUGGACGACAGCGUGGAGGAAGACGAGAUGGACUUCAUCGACAACUACUGCGAGCCAGUGGAGGAUUCUCUUCCAGCCUCUGAGACUCCGCCCCCCAUCACACCUGCUCCAACAGCUUCGUCUCCCGUACGGAUCGUCUCCUCCUCUGUGAUGCCGCCUCCUCCUCUUCCUCGCUCCAUCAUCACCUCCUCCUCCUCGCUCUCCCGUCUCCCCGUCACCUCCACACCCGCCGCCGCAGCCCCGCCCCUGAUGGCUCAGGCCCCGCCCCUCAUCCUGACACAGACAGCAGGUGGAACGUUCCUCCUCCCAGCAGCCCCUGGGGCAGGCAACGCCCCGCCCAUCCUCCUCACCACACAGGGUUUCCCGAUGCAGACGGUGAUGAACCACGGCACCCCCCUGCUGCUGAACUUGCAGCCGGGUCAGACGGUCCAGCCGCUCACCCUGAUCCAGUCCCCGUCGUUAGGUCAGCUGGUACGGCCCAGUGUGGGCGUGUCCCCGGUCCUCCCCCAAGGCCAGACGGUCCAGACCAGAUCGGGUCCCGCCCCCUCAAGAGGCCCUGCCCACCCGGGCUCCGCCUUCACCGCCAUGCAGCUGCCCGCCACGCUAACCAUCCGCACCAGCACACCAGGACCAGUUAACCUUCAGAUGACCCAGGUGGGUGGAGCUAACUCCCUGAAGCUGGCAGCUUCCCCCGCCCUUCCCUCUGGCUCAGCCAAUGGAGUCACCAGAAUCACUCCGUGCAGCAGCGCUCCCGGUCCCACCCCUUCUGUCGUCAUGACCCCCGGCGUGACCGCGGUGCCGACCUCUGACCCCCCCAGGGUGGUGAUGACUGUGGAGGAGUUCUACUACGGGACGUUCGAAGGCGACCUCAGUCUGAGGAAGCCGCACCCACUGGGAAUCAAAACCUCCACCUUCACCUGCCAGAUCUGCACGCACCUCGCCGAGAACAACCUGAGGUUGAUGCAGCACAUGCUCCAGCACUCGGAGCUGAUUGGAGGAGGAGGAGGUGAUGACAGGAAGUGCUGCAAGUUCUGUUACCGGCAGUUCUCAUCUCCCGCUCAGCUGCAGAGCCACCAGGAGCAGGUGCAUGGCCCCGCCCCCUCCUCCUGUAUGUGUCGUAUUUGUGAGUGGGCGUUUGAGAAUGAGCCGGCCUUCUUGAACCACAUGAAGUCCAACCACAAACCGGGAGAGAUGCCCUACAUCUGCCAGGUGUGUUCCUAUCGCUCGUCCUUCUACUCGGAUGUCCUGCAGCACUUUGCCAGUUUCCACAGAGACUCUCGCUUCCUGCUGUGUGUUUUCUGCCUGAAGGUGACCAGGAACCCCGCCAGCUACCAGCAGCACCUGCUGCGACACCAGAUCAACCAGGCCUUCCACUGUAACAGGUGCCGUCUUCAGUUUGUCUUCCUGAAGGACAAGAUGCAGCAUAAACUGGAAAACCAUCGCAGCUUCCGUCGACCCACUCAGCUGGAAGGACUGCCGCCGGGGUCAAAGGUCACUAUCAGGACCUACGGGAAGAUCAGGCCUCCGAUGACAUCAGCAGGGAACCGGCUGCUUCAGAGCCCCUCCUCCCUCAUCCAGCCAAUCAACAUCAAGACGGAGCAGCAGAAGUCUCCAAUCCAGAGGAGCCCCGUGCUCUCCAAAUCACCUCGAUCACCGACGAAGAGGCCGAUCAGCCGCAGAUUCCACAUCAGCAGGAGUCCGCCGUGCGAUGCCGACCGGCUGGUGUGUUUGGAGUGCGGAACCGACGCCUCCGACUUCUCGGCUCAUUACCCGACUCACGUCCACUGCCUGCUGUGUCCGUACAGCAGCUGCUGCUCCAGAGCCUACGCUGCCCACAUGAUCCAUCACCAUGUGCCGCGGCCCAAAGACAAAGCUGCUCCUCUGCACAGACUUCCUCCUCCAUGCGUGUUCCUGCUGCAGUGCUCCCACUGCGACUUCAGCCCGCAGGCCGCUGAUCAGAUGGCCGAACACCUGCUGACGAACCCGGAGCACCACAGCGCCACCUGUCGCCCCAGGACCUACAUUGAACCUGAUAUCCAGUUCUGCCACAAUGAAGACCAGCACUCUUCAAAAGAGAAGGAACCAGUCCAGAACAAGGACUUGCCUGAUCCGUCCUGGAGGUCAGCAGGUUGUUGGAAACUUCCGGCAGAGAGCGACAGCACCGAGUCCACCAUUGUCUCAUUCAUGCAGAGCAGUGGGCCUCGCCACUACCUGUCCAAGAACAGCGACGCCAUCGACUUCUUCAACCUGCUCUUCCCUGCAGCACUCGUGGAGCUGAUCACCAACGAGACCAACGCCCACGCCAAGACCUGUCAGUUUCUGGGCUCCUGCUACCCAGACUGGGUCCCCGUCACCACCCAUGAGAUCAAAGGUUUCAUCGGCCUGGUCGUUCUGAUGGGGAUCCAGAACCUUCCUGACCCGUCGCACUACUGGUCCUGGAGUCACUACGACAACAGCUAUACCUUCUACCGUGCCAUGAGCUUCAAACGUUUCAAGCAGAUCGCUGCCAACCUCCGCAUGGGCAGCUUCGCCACAGACGAGUAUCGUGGCACCUGCAACCCCAGCGACUCGCUGCACAUCUUCAGGCCGAUGUUGGACAUCCUGGGUGGAGCUAUGUGGAACGCCUACCAGCCAAACUGCUGUCUAGCCAUUGACAGGGCGCUGCUGCCCAGCCUGGAGGAGGAGAGCUGCCACGCCAAGGGGAACCCAAAAACCCAGCCUCAGGUGUGGCUGCUCUGUGACUCCAAGUCUGGCUACUGCCACCGCUUCUUCAUCCAGGUGGGAGAGGAGGUGGGCCAGGAGCCGGGCUUCACCGUGGUGCCGGAUCUGGUGAAAGGUCUGGAGGACAAACACCACCAACUUUACCUGGCCAGUUCGCUGACGUCUGUCCCACUAAUGCAGAAGCUUCUGGACCAGGGCAUCUAUGCCUCCAGCUCUUUCCCUCCGCUCAACCCCAUUCUGCCCAGAGAGCUGUGGGAGGAGGGCCAGCUGGAGAAACCCGGGGACUUCCUGCAGAGGCAGUUUGGCCCCCUGCUGGCCACCCGCUGGAGGGACACCAAGGAGAUGGGCUGCCUGUCGACUAAUGCAGCUCCCGGUGAACGGGACACUGUUUGGAGGAGGUCUCAGACCAAAGUGGGUGGACUGGACCCCAUCGACCGCCCCAUGGCCUUCCGCCUCCUGCAGGAGAACAUGCGAGGGGUUGACAUUUGCAAGCAGCUUCUGGCCUGCAACCCGCUGGGAGGAAUACCCCAGGACCGACACUGGCGCAGCCUUUUCUGGUUUCUGGUCAACCUGAGCAUCGUCAAUGCCUUCAUCGUGCUGCGGGAGAGCCGCAAAGAGAACCCACCCGCCUGGGUGCAAGAUGGCCUUUUUACUCAGGUCAACUUCCGCAAACGUUUGGGCAACCAGCUCGCCAAGUGUGCUCAGAAAUACUUUGAGACCAUGGAGAUCGCCAGCUCCCGCGGGAUGAGGGUGGAGGUGGUAGACGAACCAGCUAAACAGAGACACAGGAUGGUGAAGAUCAGUGGCAUCUCCAAGAGGUGCAAGAACUGCAACUUGAAGAACAUCCGCCAUGAGAGUGUGUACGGCUGCAUCGUCUGUAAGGCCAACCUGUGUAAACAGCCGUGCUGCUUCUGGGAAUUUCACGGCCUGUCACCUCUAAACAAAGGAUCAACAAAAGUUGGAUUUCUCAAGGACAGAAUAAGUGGAGCAGUGGAGGUGGACGAGGUUGAGGACAAUGUGGACGGGGCGAUGGCCCCUGUGGAAGACAUGGACUUCUCUGACGAUGAGAAACUGGAUGAUCUGGAUGACGUUGAUGAAGAAACUGAAGAUAUCAAGGAAGAGUUUAUCAAAGAAGUACAACGUCCAACAUCUCACGUGCCGUCAACAAUGAACAGCCACGCCCAACCAGUAACCAUUUUGUCAGUCUCUAAAGACCGUGAUGAUUUCCUCACUGCCCGUCAGCUGAGGAUCGCCCUGUUCGCUCUGUGUGAUGGACUCCACCAAGCCUCAAGGGUCUUUUCAACCGAGACGCAGCUCAUCCGGUCCUGGCUGAAGGAGGCCAGGAAGCGUUUAAAGCAAACUGAACUGGACCAGAAGGUCCAUGACGAUGGCGGGGAACGCAUGGUGGCCUGGGUGCUGUCCAUGCGUGAGCAGCAGCUUCCAAUCACAGAGAGCAACCUCUUCCAUAAAGCCUCCAUGCUGAAGAAGAAGGGAGGUUUCAGUGAUUCCUUUCGCAUCUCCUAUGACUGGGCAGUGAGUUUCAUGCUGCAGCAUCGGCUGGGCGUACGGAGCAUCGGCAGGGCAGCCACGCUGGCUCGCACCCUGCCACUUUCCCUGGAGGCCAAGGUCAAGUCCUUCAGGGAAUUUACCCAGAAGGUCAUCCUGGUCAAAAAGCUGUCAGAAAGCACUGUAGCAGCGAUGGAUGAGCUCUGUCUUUUUGUGGAUUUGAGGUUAGUUCAGGACAAGUCUCGCCGCUUAGAGGCCCUGGAACUCACUGGGUCUUUACCUCUGGUCACUGUGUACCUGACAGUGUUAGCUGAUGGUACCAUGCUGCCGUCCCUGGUGCUGGCGAACAGGCAGCUGGCUGAGAAAGCCCUGCCAGAGUUCAUCCUGCUGGAGGCCGGCCCAGACAGUCUGUUAGUAGAAGAAGCCUUGGAUCUCUGGACUAACAAGGUUUGGCUACAGCAUGUGUCCGGUCCUACUAAACCCAGUAAAUCAAUGCUGGUCUUGGACCGACACCGGGAGCACAUGGGAGAUUCGUUCCUUACUUCCAUCAGCGGAUCAGGUACCCUCCCAGCAGUGAUUCCUGGAGGCUGCUCCUUCCGUCUUCAGCCCCUGGAGAUUUGCGUAAAGCCGGUUCUGCAGCGCUUCCUGCUGUCACGCUGGGCAAAGUUCACCGCCAGAAACCCGAAAGAGCUGGAGGAGACGUCACCCCACCGGCUCCAAGCAAAUGUCGCCCAGCUGCUGGUUGACUGGGUGGUCGAGGCCCUGACACACCUGAACAAACUCCCACAGCUUUGGAAGAAGUCGUUCCACCUGACGGGCCUUCUGCUGGAGCGGAAAGAGGCGGUGGAGAAGAAGGAGGUGGACAAGACAACAAGUCAGAAACCAGAGGAGAUCCAGUCGGACCUCCUCAAGACCCUAACAGAGACCCUGCUGGGGGCUGAAGCUUUGGAGGCCGAUUCUCCUGAGCUGCUCGAGCUGGAAGACAAAGAGGACACAGAGGAGGAACAAGGAGGAGGAGGAGGACAAGAGACAUCAGAGGAGAGACAGGAGGACAAAGAAGAAGGGAAGGAGGUGAAAGAGGACAGGAAAGAGAUAGGGAAAGAGAUGAGGGAGGACAAGAAGGAGAUGGAGGAAACAAAGGAGGAAGGUAGGCCAGAGGAAACAGAAAAGGAAAGAAAGGACACAAUCAAAGGUAUGGAAGACAGGAAGCAUUCAGAAAGGGACAGCAAAGAGAGAGAGGAGGACAGUGAGGAGGAAGGAAAGGAGACAGAGGAGGACAGGAAGGAGGUGAGCAAGGAGAGACGAGAGACCAGGAUUGUGAUAGGAGAGGAAGUCGGUGAUGAGUGGAAGAUAACGGUAAAGAGCAGGACUGAAGGCGUAGAGGCUGACGGAGAGGAGGAAGAAAGGAUGGACGAAAGCUGAACAGACGAAGACAUGGAUAAAGGUCCGCAGACUGUAAACACCUGACCGAGUUGUCCCCGACAGGUGUCUGAAGGGACGUUUGGGUUUACCGCUGGAUAUCAUCCCUGUAAUUUACAGGCAGUUAGGCGAUGGAGUCGAGCUAAGACGGGACAAGCGAGCAGCAACCAGCCGAGCUGAGUGUUAAAGACUGACACCUGUCAGUCAAGGCAGAUUCGCACAUAAACAAACCUCUCUUGGUGUGGACUUAAAACUCCAGUCUGCCACAGGUGUGCUGUUGGGCUUUGCCAAAAUAUGACAGUUUGUGUUUGAAUACAGACCCAAAUAAAUUGUACCAUAUGAUCCAGUCCAGACAUAAUACUGUACCAGAAUCCUGGAGGUGAAACACUGACUUUCAAAAUCUGCCCUCAGACUGACAUUAGAAGCUCAGCGAUCUGAGAGCUGAACUUGUGUCUACAGAUUUUGUAUUUGUAGAGAGAAGUGGGAGGUUUUCCCAUUCACUUCAAUGCAGCAGCAUCUAGUGGACGUUGGAGGACGCGCAGCUCAACGUACUGCAGCAGACGUUUAUCACGUGCCGCAUUCGCAGAAAGGAACUCGCCACAUGAUGUGAAGUCUGAGUAAAACCUUGAUUUGGUCACAACAGCUGAACGGUGCAAGUGUUCGGUUAUGUUUUAGUUUUUGGAUUAAAGUUUCUGCCUAAACAAACUUAAUUUCUGUCAGUCAUGUCAGAGCUUCUCCAGACCAGCCAAUCAGCUAAUACUCAUUAAAGAUGCAGUGUCCAUCUUACGUUUUUUGUUUUUUUCUGGCAUUAGAUGUAAAAUUUAACAGCCAAAUUAGUUAUCAGUCCGUUUGAUUUGUCCAUAGUGCACAGUGCUCACCAGGGCUUUAUUAUUAUUACAUUAUAUAUUAUUUUCAUUAUCAAUUAAUGUGCCAAUUAUUUUCUUAAUUGGUUCAUCACAACUUCCUGCAGCCCUGUGUGACGUCUUCAAGUGUCUCGUUUUGUUCGACGAGCGGUUUACCGAGACACUCCAGAAACUGAGUCUGUUGGCGUUUUUAAUGAUUAAUUGGGUCGCUGAUAAAUUUUCUGCCAGUCAACGCAUCCGUUGACUAAUUAAAGAUUAACGGUCGUUUCCUGUGAAGGUGGAGACGAGUCCUGGAAGCUGAUUGGCUGGUCUGGAACAUGUGGAGUUAAUAUUUUUAUUAAAUGAGUUGAUCCUGUUUUGAGGACUCGAACGUGCCGACAGUCAUGUGACCUGGACCCGAACAGACGCCGAGACGAGAUGUUUCCUGUUUUUAUUUGAACUGUACAGAUUCAUAUUUCCCUGCAGAUCAUGAUUGAUUAGAUGGUUUGUAUUUGUGUCCAUCAGAUAAAAGAUGAUAAAGAUGUUUGAUGUCUGUUUAAAUCUGAUCUGAUCAUGACUCAGAACAGAUUUUGCUGUGUUGGUGCUGAUGUACAGAAGACUUUAGAUACCGUUCCUCAUAAAUAAAAUACAGAACAUCUUCA